Molecule: messenger RNA, 17795 nt
Organism: Mytilus californianus (California mussel)
Lineage: Eukaryota; Metazoa; Mollusca; Bivalvia; Mytilida; Mytilidae
Exons: 84
Coding region: 1-17676 (5891 amino acids)
Cellular component (GO): extracellular region
Molecular function (GO): protein binding; chitin binding
Source: RefSeq, a predicted model, not a curated record
AUGAAUGCAGAGGAAGUACCAGAUUUUUGUAAAGCAAAUCCAACUGCAGUUAUACCUAGCCUGACAAACUGUGCAGAGUUUUAUAACUGUUCAGAUGGAAACAAGGCCCAUGAAUGUCAUUAUCCAGACCUCUUCUCCAAGAUAUCACGUAGAUGUGAAAAUUUUACUGGUGUACAGUGUAACAAUAAGACCGAACCACAAGCUCCCUGUGAAUAUAAUCAGAACUUGUGUCAUGGAAAACCAGGCUGUAUAUCAUGCCCAAAACGAUUGCCUAGUUGUGUUGGGAAACCUGACGGAAGUCAACCAUUCCCUAGUAAACUGUGGAUGGAGGAUUAUGUCAAAUGUUAUCAGAAUAGGACUAUGUUAGUGGUGAAAUGUCCUAAAGGACAGUAUUUUCAUCCUAACGAACAGAAAUGUAAAACAAAAGUAGAUAAAGUUGAUGUACCAGAUUACUGUACAGCCCAUCCCAUCGCCAUUCUUCCAGACCCAGAUAAUUGUGCUCACUACUUUAACUGCUCUGAUCCCACGACUGCCACCAUAACCCGAGCAGCAGGUCAGACUCCAGGAAAUUACAGGAAGGAGUGUCACUACCCAGACUUAUUUGAUGAUAGUAUUAAACAAUGUAAUAACUUUGAAAUGGUCAACUGUAGCAAGAAACCAGAACCACAAGCUCCUUGUGAAUAUCAACAAAACCUUUGUCCAGCCACAAAUAAAACAUGUGUUCAGUGUUCUAAGCGAUUGCCAUCUUGUAUAGGAAAGUCUGAUGGAUUAAAUCCAUUCCCUGCUAAGAUGUGGCAAGCAGAUUAUGUCAGAUGUUAUAAAAAUAGAACAAUGGCAGUCACAAAAUGUCCAACAGGAGAAUACUUCAAUCCUAGACUGGAUAAAUGUAUGAAAGUUGUACAACCAGUUGAUGUACCAGAUUACUGUACAGCCCAUCCCAGCACCAUUCUACCAGACCCAGAUAAUUGUGCUCAUUACUUUAACUGCUCUGAUCCCACCAUGGCCACUAUAACCAGAGCAGCAGGUCAGACUCCAGGAAAUUACAGGAAGGAAUGUCACUAUCCAGACUUAUUUGAUGAUAGUAUUAAACAAUGUAAUAACUUUAAAAUGGUCAACUGUAGCAAGAAACCAGAACCUCAAGCACCUUGUGAAUAUCAACAGAAUUUGUGUCAAGCUAUCAAUAAAACCUGUGAUCCUUGUACAAAGAGACUUCCAUCUUGUGUGGGAAAAUCUGAUGGAUUAAAUCCCUUCCCUGCCAAGAUGUGGCAAGCAGAUUAUGUCAGAUGUUAUAAAAAUAGAACAAUGGCAGUCACAAAAUGUCCAACGGGAGAAUUCUUCAAUCCUAGACUGGAUAAAUGCAUGAAAGUUGUACAACCAGUUGAUGUACCAGAUUACUGUACUGCCCAUCCCAGCACCAUUCUACCAGACCCAGAUAAUUGUGCUCAUUACUUUAACUGCUCUGAUCCCACCAUGUCCAUCAUAACCAGAGCAGCAGGUCAGACUCCAGGAAAUUACAGGAAGGAAUGUCACUAUCCAGACUUAUUUGAUGAUAGUAUUAAACAAUGUAAUAACUUUGAAAUGGUCAACUGUAGCAAGAAACCAGAACCACAAGCUCCUUGUGAAUACCAACAGAACUUAUGUCAAGCUAUUAACAAAACCUGUGAUCCUUGUACAAAGAGACUUCCAUCUUGUGUGGGAAAAUCUGAUGGAUUAAAUCCAUUCCCUGCCAAGAUGUGGCAAGCAGAUUAUGUCAAAUGUUAUAAAAAUAGAACAAUGGCAGUCAAAAAAUGUCCAACAGGAGAAUACUUCAAUCCUAGACUGGACAAAUGUAUGAAAGUUGUACAACCAGUUGACAUACCAGAUUAUUGUAAAGUCCACCCAACAGCCAUGAUACCAGACCCUACAAACUGUGCCAAGUUUUACAACUGUUCACAGAACAUGGCCACUAAAACAGCAGUUACAUCAGAGUGUAAAUAUCCUGAUCUGUUUUCUGAUGUUUCUCAGCAGUGUGAAAGAUUCCAGAAUGUUUCUUGUAAAAUCAGAAAGGAACCACAAGCUCCUUGUGAAUAUGACCAGAACUUGUGUAAGCCAGGUGACAUGAACUGUGAAGUAUGUCCUAAACGUUUACCAAGUUGUCGAGGUCUACCUGAUGGUGAUGAAGCCGUCCAAUCAGCUCUGUGGACAGAUCUGUAUGUCACAUGUCUGAUUAAUAGGACCAUGGCUGUACGUCACUGUCCUGUUGGUCAAGUGUAUGAUCCAAAUCAGUUACACUGUGUCAGUAAAAUACCUAAAGGAAACAUUGAUUCCUUCUGUCAAGCUAACCCUACAUCUAUAGUACCACACCCAGACACUUGUGGACAGUACUACAAUUGUUCAGCCAUGUCUAAAUAUGGUCAUCAUCUACAGGAAUGUCAGUAUCCAGAUCUGUUUGAUGAAGUCAGUCUGACAUGUAAAGACUUUCAACAAGUGAAGUGUAACAAAUCAAAACAUGAACCAGAGGCCCCAUGUGAAUAUUUACAGAAUAGAUGUAAUGUAUCAGACCCUAGUUGUCUCCCCUGUCCCAAACGUCUGCCUUCUUGUGUUGGACAUCCAGAUGGUGACAACUCAUUCCCCAACAAACUAUGGAUGUCUGACUACAUCACUUGUUAUAAAAAUAGAACAUUAAAUGUGACACACUGUAGCCAUGGUUACUUCAAUCCAAGGACAGGCAAAUGUCAAGACGAUGUUCCAAAAGUUGACAUACCAGAUUACUGUACAUCCCAUCCCAGCACCAUUCUACCAGACCCAGAUAACUGUGCUCAUUACUUUAACUGCUCUGAUCCUACAACGGCAACCAUAACCAGAGCAGCAGGUCAGACUCCAGGAAAUUACAGAAAGGAAUGUCACUAUCCAGACUUAUUUGAUGAUAGUAUUAAACAAUGUAAUAACUUUGAAAUGGUCAACUGUAGCAAGAAACCAGAACCACAAGCUCCUUGUGAAUACCAACAGAACUUGUGUCAAGCUAUCAACAAAACCUGUGAUCCUUGUACAAAGAGACUUCCAUCUUGUGUGGGAAAAUCUGAUGGAUUAAAUCCAUUCCCUGCCAAGAUGUGGCAAGCAGAUUAUGUCAGAUGUUAUAAAAAUAGAACAAUGGCAGUCACAAAAUGUCCAACAGGAAAAUACUUCAAUCCUAGACUGGACACAUGUAUGAAAGUUGUACAACCAGUUGAUGUACCAGAGUAUUGUAAAGCUCAUCCCAGCACCAUUCUACCAGACCCAGAUAAUUGUGCUCAUUACUUUAACUGCUCUGAUCCCACGAUGGCCACCAUAACCCGAGCAGCAGGUCAGACUCCAGGAAAUUACAGGAAGGAGUGUCACUAUCCAGACUUAUUUGAUGAUAGUAUUAAACAAUGUAAUAACUUUGAAAUGGUCAACUGUAGCAAGAAACCAGAACCACAAGCUCCUUGUGAAUAUCAACAGAACUUAUGUCAAGCUAUUAACAAAACCUGUGAUCCUUGUACAAAGAGACUUCCAUCUUGUGUGGGAAAAUCCGAUGGAUUAAAUCCAUUCCCUGCCAAGAUGUGGCAAGCAGAUUAUGUCAGAUGUUACAAAAAUAGAACAAUGGCAGUCACAAAAUGUCCUACAGGAGAAUACUUCAAUCCUAGACUGGACAAAUGUAUGAAAGUUGUACAACCAGUUGACAUACCAGAUUAUUGUAAAGUCCACCCAACAGCCAUGAUACCCGACCCUACAAACUGUGCCAAGUUUUACAAUUGUUCACAGAACAUGGCCACUAAAACAGCGGUCACAUCAGAGUGUAAAUAUCCUGAUCUGUUCUCUGAUGUUUCCCAGCAUUGUGAAAGAUUCCAGAAUGUGUCAUGUAAAACCAAAAAGGAACCACAAGCUCCUUGUGAAUAUGACCAGAACUUGUGUAAGCCAGGUGACAUGAACUGUGAAGUAUGUCCUAAACGUUUACCAAGUUGUCAAGGCCUACCUGAUGGUGAUGAAGCUGUCCAAUCAGCUCUGUGGACAGAUCUGUAUGUCACAUGUCUGAUUAAUAGGACCAUGGCUGUACGUCACUGUCCUGUUGGUCAAGUGUUUGAUCCUAGUCAGUUACACUGUGUUAGUAAAAUACCUAAAGGAAACAUUGAUGCAUUCUGUCAAGCUAACCCUACAUCUAUAGUGCCACACACAGACUCUUGUGGUCAGUACUACAACUGUUCAGCCAUGUCUAAAUAUGGUCACCAUCUACAGGAAUGUCAGUAUCCAGAUCUGUUUGAUGAUAUCAGUCUGACAUGUAAAGACUUUGAACAAGUGAAAUGUAACAAAUCAAAACAUGAACCAGAGGCUCCAUGUGAAUAUUUACAGAACAGAUGUAACAUAUCAGAUCCAAAUUGUCUCCCCUGUCCGAAACGUCUGCCUUCCUGUAUUGGACACCCAGAUGGAGACAAUCCUUUCCCAAACAAAUUAUGGAAAGCUGAUUACAUUACCUGUUACAAAAACAGGACAUUGAAUGUGACACAUUGUAACCAUGGUUACUUUAAUUUAAGAACAGGCAAAUGCCAAGAUGAUGUUCCAAAAGUUGAUGUACCAAAAUACUGCCAAGCAAAUCCAACAGAGAUUUUACCAGAUCCAGACAACUGUGCUCAUUAUUACAACUGUUCUGUUGCCAUGGCUACAACAUUCAGAAGUGGUACUCCAGUAGUUGUGAGUCAGAAACAGAUGGAAUGUCCCUACCCAGACCUGUAUGAUCCUGUGUUGAGAAUGUGUGCGAACUUCACAUCUGUAGACUGUAAACAACGAAAAGAACCACAGGCUCCAUGUGCAUAUGAACAGAAUUUGUGUAAACCUGGAGAUGUCAGCUGUCCUCCUUGUCCAGACAGACUCCCAUCUUGUGUUGGCAUGCCUGAUGGUGUCAACAUGUUUACUGGUAGAGAAUGGAAAGCUGAUUAUGCUAUUUGUUAUCAAAACAGAACUAUAGAAUUAAAGAAAUGUAGUAAAGGAUAUUUCCAUCCAAUGAAACGUGUUUGUACAGAAAUUGUUAACCAUGUUGAUGUACCAGCAUAUUGUAAGGCCAACCCAAGGGAGAUAAUACCAGAUCAUGAUAAUUGUGCACAUUACUUUGAUUGUACCAAAGUAAACCAAAACAGAACCACAAGAGCCAUGACCACAGGUGGCAUGUCUGAGUGUAAAUAUACAGACUUGUUUGAUGCCCAGACAUUAACAUGUCAGAGUUUUACAACAGUUAUGUGUCAUGACAGACCAGAACCACAAGCUCCAUGUGACUAUAUCCAGAAUUUAUGUAACCCUGGUGACAGUACAUGUGAUAAAUGCCCUAACAGACUACCUAGUUGUGUAGGUCAGUCUGAUGGAUUCCAGCCAUUCCCUAAUCACAUGUGGGAGGACAAGUUCAUACAAUGUUAUAAAAACAGAACCAUGAAGGUUGACCACUGUCCACUCAAUCAGUACUUCAAUCCUAGAACACUAAAAUGUGCUGAUAAAGUUCAACCAGUGGAUGUGAAAGAAUACUGUACAGUACACCCCACCUCUAUGAUUCCUGAUUAUCAGAACUGUGCCAAGUUGUACAACUGUACUGAUGGUACACAUACAGAAUGUACUUACCCAGACUUGUACAAUGUACAGACUCAAAUGUGCCAGAAUUUUAUGACAACUAGAUGUGAUAGUAGACAAGAACCACAAGCUCCUUGUGAAUAUGAUCAGAACUUGUGUCCACAAGGCGACCCAUCCUGUAGACCUUGUCCUGAACGUUUACCUAGUUGUCGUGGAUUACCUGAUGGAGACAGACCAGUAUCCACGGCCCUUUGGACCAAUGUUUACAUCACAUGUUUACAUAAUCGUACAAUGGCUGUUAGAGAUUGUCCUCCAGGAUCAGUUUUCAAUCCAGUCACUCUACAGUGUAUGUCAGUUGUUGCUAAAAGUAAUGUAGAUAAUGUAUGUGGAGCUAAUCCUACCAUGAUAAAACCAAACACCAAUAACUGUGGUCAGUAUUAUAACUGUUCUGCCGUUACUAAAUAUGGUCACCAUCUGAUGGAGUGUAAGUAUCCCGAUCUGUUUGACCCGGUCACCAGUCAGUGUAGAGAGUUCUAUAAUGUACAGUGUGGACAGAAACAUGAACCAAUGGCACCUUGUGAAUAUCUACAGAAUUUGUGCCGGCAGUCCAACACUAGCUGUGCCCCUUGUUCUACUAGACUACCUUCCUGUGUAGGACUACCUGAUGGUACUAACCCAUUCCCUGGGAAAAUGUGGAAGUCUGACUUUAUCAAAUGUGACAGAAACAGAACUGUAGAAAUUACACAAUGUAAAUCAGGAUACUUUCAUCCAAGGAAAAUGAUAUGUACUAAGGAAGUCAUUCCAGUUGAUAUUCCUGAUUAUUGUGGAGCCAAUCCAAGUGAUGUGUUGCCUGAUCCAGAUAAUUGUGGUCGAUAUUAUAACUGCUCCAUGUCUCCUGGUCACGGCACCAAAAGAUCAAUGUCACCACUGAAGAUAUCAACGUAUCACAUGGAAUGUAAAUAUCCUGAUUUGUUUGAUCUAGCAACCAUGCAGUGUGCUGGAUUUGAAACUGUUAAUUGUCCAAAUAGGAAGGAACCACAGGCUCCAUGUGAAUACCAGCAGCAUUUAUGUUCACCUGGUGAUCUGUCCUGUACUAGAUGUCCAGAUAGACUACCAAGUUGUGUGGGGUUAUCAGAUGGACCUAAUCCAGUACCUUCCCAGCUCUGGAUGACAGGUUUUAUUGUUUGUUAUAAGAACAGAACAGUCAAUGUAACAAACUGUGCUAAUAAUGAGUAUUUCAAUCCCAGACUCAAUAGCUGUAUGAAGAAAGUUAUUCCAGUUGAUGUUCCUGAGUACUGCAAGGCCCACAGGACAGCAGUGAUACCAGAUCCUGAUGACUGUGCUAAAUAUUAUAAUUGCACCUCUACACAACAUCAGGAAUGUAAAUAUCCUGACCUGUAUAACCCCUCAUCAUUGUCAUGUGACAAAUUCACAUCUGUAUCAUGUGACAAAAGACCAGAACCACAAGCUCCAUGUCAAUAUGACCAGAACAAAUGCCCAGCAUCAGAUCCCAACUGUAAACCAUGUCUAGAGAGACAACCUAGUUGUAUUGGAUUACCUGAUGGACUAAACAUAUUCCCUGGAAAGUUAUGGAAGGCUGAUUAUAUACAGUGUUAUAAGAAUAGAACCAUUGAUGUUAAAGUCUGUACUACUGGAUACUUCCAUCCAGUACAGAAGAUUUGUCUGACAGAAGUUAAACCUGUUGAUGUAAAGGAAUACUGUAAAGCCAACCCAAGAGACAUUUUACCUGACCCAGAUAACUGUAGUCAUUAUUACAACUGUACCAAGGUUAACCUGUCUACUAUGACCACCAGUACAGAAUGUACCUAUCCUGACCUGUUCUCGCCUGUAACACAAAGAUGUGAUAUGUUUACCUCAGUGAAAUGUAUGAAACGUCCAGAGCCUCAGGCUCCAUGUGAAUAUGAGAAGAACCUUUGUACUGGAACAUCAUGCCAACCUUGUCCUGACCGACUACCGAGCUGUGUAGGACUAUCUGAUGGUAACCAUGCCUUCCCUGCUCAGAUGUGGAAGUCAGGAUACGUCACUUGUUAUAAAAAUAGAACCACCAACAUCAGGAAAUGUACAACUGGAUACUUCCAUCCAAGGAGACAAGUGUGUAUGGUUGAUGUUGUCUCUGUUGACGUCCCUGAAUACUGUAAGGCCAACACAGAUGCUGUUAUACCAGACCCUACAAACUGUGCCAAGUACUAUAAUUGUACUGACCCUACCAGACAGUAUAUGAAGGAAUGUACUUAUCCUAACUUGUUCUCCACAAUAACACAGAGAUGUGAGAGGUUCCAGAUGGUUGGCUGUAGAAAGAGACCAGAACCUCAGGCUCCAUGUGAAUACAACCAGAAUCUGUGUUCUGCUAAUGACCCUAAUUGUCAGCCCUGUCCCUCAAGACUACCUAGCUGUGUGGGUAUACCUGACGGUGAUCGUCCAUUCCCAGCACAUCAGUGGACUGACCUGUACAUUACUUGUCUGACCAAUAGAACUAUAGCCAUUAGACAUUGUCCAUCAGGGUCAGUGUUUGACCCCAGUAGACUCCAGUGUGUUAACAGGAUUGAACAAGGAAACCUGCAGAGUUAUUGUGCAGCCAACCCAACAACUAAGAAACGACAUCCUACAAAUUGUGCCAAAUAUAUAGACUGUUCUACCAAAUCUUCACCGUAUGGGGACUAUAUAAAGGAGUGUACCUAUCCUGAUCUCUUCUCCAGAGUCACAUUCAAAUGUGAAAAUUUUUCUACAGUCAACUGUAUACCUCUACAGGAACCAUUAGCACCUUGUGAAUAUGAGCAGAAUCUUUGUAAACCUAAUGAUGCCAACUGUAAGCCAUGUUCCUCACGACUACCCAGCUGUGUAGGACUACCUGAUGGAGUGAACUAUUUCCCUGGAAAGCUAUGGACUGACUCCUAUAUCAGAUGUUUCAGGAAUAGAACCAUUUCUGUGGAAAAAUGUCCAGAUGGAUAUUUCCAUCCAAGACAACACCUCUGUAUGAAAACAGUAGACAGAGUGGACAUCCCUGACUACUGUCAAUCUCACCUGGAUGCUGUGUUACCUGACCCUGCCAAUUGUGGACAUUAUUUCAACUGUAGCUUCUUAGCCACACACAGAUCCAUGGAAAUAUCAGAAUGUAAAUACCCAGAUCUAUUUUCCAUCACGGAUAGACAGUGUGAACCUUUCUACAAUGUCCAGUGUCAAAACAGAUAUCAGCCACAAGCACCUUGUGAAUAUGUAAAGAACUUGUGUUUGACCUCUAACGUGAAUUGUAUACCAUGUCCUGGUAGGUUACCAAGUUGUAGAGGUUUAUCUGAUGGUUUACACAGCUUCCCUGGUCGACAGUGGAUGGAGGAUUAUAUAAGGUGUGACAGAAACAGGACAGUAGAAGUCAGUAAAUGUCAGACUGGAUACUUCAAUCCAACCAGCAGGAAAUGUACAAUUCAGCAUGGACCUAACACAGUACCAGAAUAUUGCAAAGCUCACCCUACUGCCGUUUUACCAAAGGGAGAUAACUGUAACCAGUAUUACAACUGUUCUGUAGGAUUGACAAGAUAUGGUAGAAAUGUAAUGGAAUGUCCCUAUCCAGAUAUGUUCUCUGCAGUUACUAAUCAGUGUGAGAGGUUUACAUCUGUAUCAUGUAAAGAUAGACCAGAACAUCAAGCACCUUGUGAGUACACACAAAACCUGUGUGAUAAUGAUCCCACUUGUCAACCUUGCUCAUCUCGCCUCCCUAGUUGUAUCGGUAAACAGGAUGGACAGCAAGCAUUUACUGGAAAGUUAUGGACAGAUCUUUACAUCCAUUGUCAACAGAAUAGGACAGUUGCAGUAAUACACUGUCCAAAAUACCAGGUUUUCGAUCCUCAUAACAGGCAGUGUAUCAGCACUAGAAAUAUCAAGAACAUAGAUGAGUUUUGUAGAGCUAAUCCAACAGUGAUACAGGAAUACACAGAUAGCUGUGCCAUGUACAUCAACUGUUCUAGAACUGGACAUUAUCUUGUUGAAUGUAAAUACCCAAAUCUAUAUUCCCCUGUCACUAAAACAUGUGAGUCGUUUAAAUCAGUUACCUGUGGAAAAAGACCAGAGCCACAAAAGCCAUGUGACUACAAACAGAACCUGUGCACUCCAGGAGAUAUAAACUGCCAGCCCUGUACAGAACGAUUGCCUAGCUGUGCAGGACUAAGAGAUGGGUCCAAUCCUCAUCCAUAUAACAUGUGGGGAAUAGAAUACAUUGUUUGUGAUAAGAAUAGAACAAUUCUUGUGGACAAAUGUAGUCAAGGAUAUUUCAAUCCUAGGACUUUAGCAUGUACCGUCACAGUAUCUAAAGUUGAUAUAAUUGAUUAUUGUAAAGUCCAUUCUAAUGAUGUGUUACCAGACCCUGACAACUGUGCCAGUUAUUAUAGAUGUAGAGACCAAAUGUCAAAGGUUGUAGGUCAGCCAGGAGAAUGUUCAUACCCUGACCUUUUCUCUACAUCUACCAAAGCCUGUGAAUCGUUUACUACAGUCAACUGUGGAACCAGAGAAGAACUUCAGGCUCCUUGUGAAUACCAGAAGAAUAUUUGCAGCCGUACCGAUCUUACAUGUGUGCCAUGCCCUGACCGUCUGCCCAGUUGUGUUGGUAAACCAGAUGGUGCCAAUUCUUUCCCAGGAAAACUAUGGUCACAUGACUAUAUCACCUGUCUUAGAAACAGGACAGUUACUGUCACUCAAUGUCCACAGGGUCAAUUCUUUAACCCAGAUAGUAGACAAUGUACCAAUCAGAUCUCUACCACUGACAUAGAUAGUUUCUGUACAGCAAAUCCCACAUCACUGAAGCCACACCCAUCUAACUGUGCACAGUAUUACAACUGUUCUGAUAUCAACUCUAGAUAUGGACGUUACCUUGAGGAAUGUACCUAUCCAGAUCUGUUCUCUCCAAUAACUAUGAGAUGUCAGAACUUCCAGACAGUGUCUUGUGAUGCCAAGCAUGAACCUAAAUCUCCAUGUGAAUAUAGAGCCAAUGUUUGUGAUGGUACUUCAGCUGUGUGUACACCAUGUCCUGAACGUCUCCCUAGCUGUAUUGGUCAGACAGAUGGACAUCACAUGUUCCCUGGCCGUUCAUGGUUGAAGGACUAUAUAGUUUGUAUCAAGGAGAGGACAGUAGUACAGAAGUGUGACUCUGGCUACUUCAAUCCACGUCUUCAUCAGUGUACUCCUAAUGUUGGUGUCACUGACAUCCCAUCCUACUGUAGAGCUUACCCAGGUACUAUCCUUCCCCAUCCUACUAACUGUGCCAAGUACUUCAGAUGUCCAACCAAUAAAUAUGAUACUAUUACUUACCAAGAGGAGUGUACCUAUCCAGACUUGUAUUCCACAGUGUCACAUUCUUGUCAGAACUUCACAUCUGUAUCUUGUGGUAGCAGACAGGAACCUCAAGCUCCAUGUGAAUACAGUCAGAAUCAGUGUCAGCCAGGUGAUAUGAAUUGUCUGCCAUGUUCACAGAGAUUGUUCAGCUGCAGAGGUCUACCUGACGGUAACAAUGCUGUUCCUGGUCAUCGCUGGUCAGAUCAGUAUAUCACAUGUUACAGAAACAGGACUGUCAAGCUCAAUAAGUGUGCCUCAGGGAUGUUUGAUCCUCUCAAGAGAGCAUGUGACAACCAGAUUGAUAAAGACAAUAUAGAUGAAUACUGCAGGACACACCCGACUUCUGUGUUACCCCAUCCAAACAAUUGUGCUCAGUAUUUUAACUGUAGAGACAGAAACAGCAAGUUUGGUCAUUACCUUGAGGAAUGUACAUAUCCCCAACUGUUCUCAUCUCUUACAAAGACAUGUUCUAACUUUACCACAGCUCGAUGUGAAAAGAGAUUUGUACCUCAAGCUCCUUGUGAGUACAUGCAAAACCAGAAUAUUGGAUCAAUAAAGCAGACAGUUUCCUGUCCUGAGAGAUUACCUUCCUGCAUUGGGUUACCAGAUGGAAGGAACAUGUUCCCUGCCAGGAAAUGGAAGUCUGACUACAUCAUGUGUUACAGAAACAGGACACUGACUGUAUACCAUUGUGAUACUGGUUACUUCUUUGAUCCUUACACAAGAAUCUGUGUCAAGUAUAUUGAUAAUGUGCACAUCAAGGAGUUCUGUCAAGCCAAUCCAAAUAGUGUGAUGCCAUCCAUGACUAACUGUGCCCAGUACUACACAUGUCAAGAUUACAUGAAAGGUUCCAUGUUGAGAGAAUGUAGUUAUCCUGAUCUCUUCUCACUCAGUACCAUGUCUUGUCAGAGAUUCUCACUGGUCAUUUGUCAACAGAGACCACAACCACAAGCACCAUGUGAAUACAUGGAGAACCAGUGUAGAUCAGGAGACACCAAUUGUAAACCAUGUUCUCAGAGACUGCCAAGUUGUGUUGGUCGACCUGAUGGAAAUGUACCUGUGAUUGGUCAAUAUUGGUCACCUGACUAUUUGAUAUGCCUCAGAAACAGGACAAUAUCAGUGACUAAAUGUCAGACAGGAUUAUUUGAUCCUGUUAAUAAAAGGUGUACUCUGCUCAUUGAUUUCAGUAAUAUUGUAAGUAUUUGUAAGGCCAACCCAACUCUGAAGUUUGAGAAUCAGCAGAACUGUGCUCAGUACUAUGAUUGUUCAAAACCCAGCACAGGAUAUCUGGUGGAAUGUAAAUACCCAGAACUCUACUCCACUGUAUAUCAAGGGUGUAGAAGUUAUAGAGAUGUUACCUGUGAAAAGAGACCAGAACCACAAGCACCUUGUGAAUAUAGCCAGAACCUGUGUAGACAAGGAGACACAACAUGUAAGCCAUGUCCUGAGAGACAUCCCAGCUGUGUAGGACUACCUGAUGGACGUAAUGCCAUCUUACCAUGGACUGAUCAUUAUGUAGUAUGUCUGAAGAACCGUACCGUGUCCACAGGGAUUUGUACUUCUGGAGUAUUUAAUCCAGUGGAAAGACUUUGUGUAGUCUAUCUGCAUCCAGGAGACCUACUGAAGUACUGUCAAUACAAUCCUAAUGGUAUAAUAGCCAGUUCCUUGAAUGCUGCCCAGUACUUUGAUUGUUCAAAAUACAGCUCACCAAAUGGCCAUUAUCUGAUGGAAUGUCCUUACCCACAGUUAUUCUCCACAAUCAGCCAUAGAUGUGAAGACUUUGUCACAGUCACACCAGACAAAAGACCUAUACCACAAGCUCCAUGUGAAUAUCUCCAAUAUCAGUGUAAAUCAAAGGACCUGACAUGUACUACAUGUGAGAAAGUCCACCAUUCAUGUAUUGGUGUACCUAAUGGGGACCAGGCUAUAACAUAUAGGAAAUGGCAGGCACAAUAUGUUAGAUGUUUUCAGAACAGAACAUUAGAGGAGAAGGUCUGCCAACAGGGUUUAUUUGAUCCUGUGAAGAAGACAUGCUCUGAUACUGUUAACACAGAUCAGAUAGAUGUUUACUGCCAGCAGCACCCACAUGCAAUAGUAAAGCAUCCAGGAGACUGUGCUUUAUAUUAUAAUUGUUCUAAUCCUACAUCACAGUAUGGCAGAUAUAUUGAAGAAUGUCAUUAUCCAGAAUUAUUUUCUAUCUUAACAUUAAGAUGUGAACACUUUGGAAAUGUUGUUUGUAAACCACGACAUGUACCCCAGGCACCAUGCGAAUAUCAACAGAAUCUAUGUAAAGCUACAGACACUAGCUGUACACCAUGUCCACAGAGACUUCCUAGCUGUAUAGGACUACCUGAUGGACUCAACCCUAUUCCAGGCAGACUCUGGUCUAAAGACUAUGUCCAGUGUGACCGUAACAGGACAUUACAUGUUCUACACUGUAAACAAGGAUAUUUUAGUCCUCAGGAAAAAGCUUGUGUAACAGCUAUCAAGUCAGGAGAUGGUAACCAAUUCUGUAAUACCAAUCCUAGAAUACUCAUAAGAAGUUCUGAGAACUGUGGUCAGUAUAUUGACUGUAGAUAUACCAGACGUAUUGGUGGAUAUGUUAAAGAAUGCCCUUAUCCUGACCUCUUUAACCCAGACACAUUGGAAUGUGGAGAAUUUACAAGAGUCACAUGUGGAAAGGUUCCAGAACCCCAGGCACCAUGUUCUUAUGAAAAGAACUUAUGUCUGGAUCCUUAUGAGAAAUGUAUACCAUGUCCAGAACGUUUACCCAGCUGUGUUGGUUUACCAGAUGGGGACAAUGUAUUUGCAGGAAAAAUUUGGUCACAACAUUAUGUCGUCUGCUACAAAAACAGAACUAAGACCAUUAAACAGUGUAGUCAUGGCUUCUUUGAUCCUCAAAACAGGAAAUGCAGUUCACAAGUGGGAACAGACAACAUUGCCACAUUCUGUUCACAUCAUCCAGAUGCCAGAAUACCAAAUAAGGUGAAUUGUGCCCAGUAUUAUGAUUGUUCUAAUCGUAAUUCUAUUUACCAACCCUAUUUACAUGAAUGUACCUAUCCAAAGCUGUUCUCUGUGGCUACUCUCAGAUGUGAAGACUUUGAGCAGGUGACUUGUGGAGCCAGGACAGAGCCUAAAGCACCUUGUCAGUAUCUACAGAACCAGUGUCCAUCUUCUGACCAGUCAUGUCUGCCAUGUCCUAUGAGACUACCCAGUUGUUUGGGACUUCCUGAUGGUGACAAUGCCUAUCCUGGACACAGACAUUGGACAAAAUAUAUCAACUGUUAUAAAGAAAGGACUCAGGAAAUUAAAGAAUGCUCCAUGGGAUAUUUUGAUGAACAGACAAGGAGAUGUCUGGUAGAACAGCACACCACUCCAGUGCCAACUUGUGGUGUAGAUCAAUUUGAAUGUGACAAUGGACAAUGUAUACAGGCUACUGACAGAUGUAAUAACCAGUUUGAAUGUUCUGAUCGAUCAGACGAAAUGAAUUGUGUAGUUAAGACAGUUUGUCCUGAAGGAGAGUGGAGAUGUAAUAAUGGACAAUGUGUAAGUCCUUUGUCACGAUGUGAUGGUCGUAUUCAGUGCCGUGAUAAAUCUGACGAGGCAGGAUGUCAUUAUAAAACCACACCACGUCCAGGUACAUAUAUGAACAUAUGUCAUAACCAACAGAAUGGAAGAGCACCACAUCCCACUAACUGUGCUAAGUAUUACGAUUGUUCUGACAAAUACCAUCCAGUUCUACACGAGUGUCCCUACCCAUUCCUGUACUCCUCACUACAUAGGUCAUGUAAAAACUUUGAAUAUGUACAGUGUGGCCAGAGAUAUGAACCACAAGCACCUUGUGAAUUUGAUCAAAACAAAUGCAAGGCUCUAGAUAAUAAAUGUGAACCAUGUAUAGAAAGACUUCCAAGCUGUGUGGGUCUAUCUGAUGGACGUCAUCCAUUCGCUGGACAACUAUGGACACCAAAGUUUAUCAUGUGCCAUCGUAACAGAACCAUAGAAGUAGCAGAUUGUCCAAAUAACCAGAAAUUUGAUCCUGAUAGGAGGUUCUGUGUUAAUCCUACAGUUGUUGGUAAUGUUUUUGACUACUGUAAACACAACCCCACGGCAGUUCUCCCUCAUCCAGAUAAUUGUGGACAGUACUAUAACUGUAGUAAUAUUUACACUUUACUGGGAAGUUAUAUUGAGGAAUGUCCUUAUCCAAAAUUAUUUGAUCUCAACACCAGGCAAUGUAAAUACUAUACAGAUGUCAACUGUGGACAAAAGAAUGAACCUAAGGGACCAUGUGAAUAUGAACUGAAUAAGUGUCAUACAUCAGACUGUACUCCAUGUGAUGAGAGAUUUGUCAGCUGUGUGGGUAAACCCGAUGGAGCAAAUUCUAAACCAGAUGUAGAGUUAUCUGCCCAUUAUGUCAUGUGUAAAGAUGGAAGAACAAUCACACAGGAAGUCUGUCAAACCAAUUAUAUAUUUAGUCCUGAAUCUAGAUCCUGCAUCCAGGUAGAUAAAGAAUCUUUAGAUGAUGUAUGUGACAAGUAUCCAGGUAUAGCCAGACCUCACCCAUACAACUGUGCCCAGUUUAUAGAUUGUACAACAAAACGUCCAGGAUUUGCUGUCACUAAAUACAUCAAAGAAUGUCCGUAUCCACAGAUGUUUUCUACCGAUACUCUGGAGUGUCACGACUUUAAAGAUGUGACAUGUGACAAAAGACACCAACCAUAUGCACCUUGUGAAUAUCUGCAGAAUUUAUGUAGUGGUACUGAUCCUAGUUGUAUAGAAUGUGUAGAGAGACUGCCGAGCUGUAGAGAGUUACCUGAUGGCAACAAUCCUAUAGCUACCAAACUGUGGACACAGUCGUAUCUGGUGUGUCAUAAAAACAGGACUAUGUCUGUAGACAAGUGUACAACAGGAGUGUUUGAUCCUUAUAAGAAACAGUGUGUUGAUGACAAGAAACCAUCAGCAUGUAGUAUGUCUACAGGAUUGAUAGCCAAGCCAGAUAAUUGUGCCCAGUACUAUGACUGUAGUAAGCCAGUAACAGAGUUUGGACAGUACCUACAGGAAUGCCCAUACCCACAAUUGUUUAACGAUGAUAUACAGCAAUGUGAACAUUUCACUCAGGUGGAAUGUAAAUCUAGAUAUCAACCAAAAGCACCUUGUGAAUACCUACAGACACAGUGUAUUGGAGUGGGCUGUGGUAGCUGUGAGAAGUCUCAUCCUAGCUGUGUAGGUCUACCUGAUGGUGCUAACUCCUACCCUGACAGACCAAUGACACCAGACUAUAUCAUCUGUGAUCAUGGCAGGACUAUAUCUACUGAACACUGUAACACAGGACUGUUUGAUUCUAGUACAAAGACAUGCAGGGCUUAUUCACCUGACAUGAUAAACAGUUAUUGUAGUAGUAAUGCUAACUUAGUGUUACCAAGCCCAGAUAACUGUGCUCAAUUCUACCAAUGUGGAGUAAUAAACCACUUGACAGGAAGCUAUCUGCGAGAAUGUGCCUACCCUAAACUAUAUGAUGCCUCUACACAAACUUGUAAACACUUUACGCAGGUCAGAUGUGGACCAAGACAUGAACCAAAGGCUCCUUGUGAAUAUCUGCAGAAUCAGUGUCAUCAAAACGAUGGUGAGAAUUGUCUCCCUUGUCCAUUGCGACUGCCUUCCUGUAUUGGUAUGUCAGAUGGACGUCAUUGGCAUCCAGAUCCAGGAAGGAUAACACAGUACAUCACAUGUGAAGGGGAGAGAACUGUAGCUAUGGAUGACUGCCCAGAGGGAAUGUAUUUUGAACAGAUUGUAAAGGAUUGUCUCCCCUUAAAGUACUACAGUAAGAUAUCAGAAAUAUUAAGUUUGUUAUUGGUUUUCAACAAAGGACAAGAUGUAUGUAAGAACUCCCUGGUUUCUGGUGUAGCAGAAGACAAACUGACAUCUUCUUCACAGUUUGGUAGUGGUGAUCCAUUUAGUGACUAUGGAGCUACCAGAGGCAAGCUUAAUAACAAAGAAGUCAUGGACAAUACAGGCAAGACAUUAAUAGGAGCAUGGGUCUCCGGUAAGAAUGAUGUGGACCAAUAUAUCCAGGUUGAGUUGACAAGUCCUAGUUUGGUAAGAGGAAUCACAACACAGGGCCGCGAUGGAUGUUGUAAACAAUGGACCACCAAAUACAGGGUCCUGUAUAGUCUGGAUUGUAAAACAGACUGGAAACCAGUCCAACAACUUGGUUCCUCUGAUACUUUCUUCAAAGGCAAUGAUGAUGAGAACACCCCACAGAGUAACAUGUUUAACUGUCCGGUGAUUGCUAAGUGUAUCCGUGUUAAUCCGCUGGAAUGGAGCAAUCGUAUUGCAUUGAGAUUUGAUCUGACUGGAUGUUCUCUUGAUUCUGGUAAUAACACAGGAUCCAAAAAUAACAAUGCUUUAAGUACAUCAGCACCAACUACAGCUGUUCCCAUGACAACAUCAUCGCCUACUACAGCUGUUCCCAUGACAACAUCAUCACCUACUACAGCAGUUCUCAUGACAACUACAUCACCAACUCAGAGAGUCACAGCUGCUGUAACUACAAAGGCUCCUAUUGCAGUGGUAACAUCAGGACAGAAUUCUCUCAGUGGUAAAGGAAAAUUCGAUUGUAUUACAAGUUGUAAAGGUAAAAGCAGUGGAUAUUACGGUUCCUGUGAUGACUGCUAUGGAUAUAUAACAUGUAACUGGGGAAUUACAUACAAACGUAAAUGUCCAUCAGGACUUAAAUGGAACAGUGAUCUUAAAGUGUGUGACUACAAAUCUAGUUGUUCCAUACCAUAAACAUUCUCACUCAGGACUUCAUCGUGUUAAUAUGAUUGUCUCUAUUUAUUGUUCAUUUUUAUUAUGAAAUCUGCAUGCUAGUUCUGUGACAGAUUGGGAAAUAAAAUGACAGAACUGUG